AUGUACUUUGAAUUCAAACUUAAUAAUCUACUUCAAUUUGUGUAUCAAUUCGUUUUAUACAAAGGCAAAACAAAAUUUGUUGGAAUUAUAGUGUACUUGUUAUUGGUACAGCUAAUUAUCAGUCAGAUUAAUUCAGUUGAAGGAAUACGAUGGUUAGGUAUAUACAGAUUACCAAAAGGUGCUGAUCAUCCAGUCGAUUCAACAGCUGAACGAUUUACACCAGCAGAAUGUCAAAAAGCAGCAAAUGAAUUAGGUCUUCGAAGAAGGCAGAUGCGAUUCUGUAUGCAUCCACGUUUUGGUUAUGCAAUGCUUGCUGUACUCAGAGCUGCACAUGCUGUUGGUUAUCAUUGUCCAAAAACAUUUUCAGAUAGACGAUGGAAUUGUACUUCUAUUCAUCAGCUACCACAUGUUUCACCAGAAUUAAGACGAGGUACACGUGAACAAGCCAUUGUUCAUGCAUUUGCCAGUGCAGUUUUACUAUUUGAAAUUGGACGAUAUUGUGCACUGAAUAAAAUUCGUUAUUGUUCUUGCGGUGAUGAAGACGGUGCUUAUGCUACACCAAGUUAUCCUACAUCAUCACAUCCCUAUACAACAGGCAAUGCUUUGUCUGGACAACAGCAUAGAAAAAAUUCUUAUAAUGAUUUCAAUGGUGCACUAGUCUACAGUUCUGGUGCUAACACUAUGGAUAUGAUGGAGGCAUCAAAAUCAAACAGUAUCCCAAUGACAGAUGGUCAACCGACAGUGAGUAAAUUCUACUGGGCUGGUUGUUCAGAUAAUCUGCGCGUGGCUAAAGAGUAUACAUCAUUAUUUCUUGGUUUUCCAAAUGUACAAGUUAUGCUGCCUCCACCAGUUGAAACAGAUAUGCCGAAUUCUGAUGCAGCACAAGAUAUGAUGAAUGGCCAGAAUCGUUAUAGAAGAUCGACAUAUUCUUCUCGUGUUACAGAGAACAGUAUACACACGACAGAGUAUUCAGAAUUACCUAAUUUACUCCAUGAUCUUGUAACGUCAGAUUAUACUACAAAUGAUAACAUGGAUGAUGACGAUGAUCUGGAAGAUGAUGGUGAUGGAGAGACUGAUGACUCAAACUUGUUUCCUUUACAACUUGAAUACGCUGAUAGACGACGUCGUAAUUUACAAAGACCAUGGCAAUAUCAACAAGGCAUGAAAAAUAAUAUGUACCAUGCGUCUUAUAAUCCAAUGCCGUCAGCCUAUGAUUCAGUGCAGAAUACGCCAAGUGAAAAUAUGCCUGUUUCAUCUGACCAGAGAUGGCCACGUCGUCCAAGGUCAAGAUUCGCCAAAAAGAAAUCUGUAAUACGUACUCUGAAUCGUCAUAAUUAUUUAGCAGGAGUUGUAUUAAUGGAAGCGAAUCAAAAGUUGGUUUGUAAAUGUCAUGGUGUAAGUGGCAGUUGUGCUCAACGUGUCUGCUUCCGUCAACUUCGCCGUAUCGAUACUGAGGUAAUGCAGAAAGCGUUGAAAAUGAGAUAUUUGGCAGCAAAACAAGUUUCAGAAGGUAGAAAUGGUGAAUUAAUGGCUAAAACAUUUAUUGGUAACGGUUUUAUCGAUGAAGUUGUAAAACCUGAAGAAUUAGUAUUCAGUGAACACUCACCGGAUUAUUGUAAUGUAGAACCUCAAAGAGGAUCAGUUGGCACUAGAGAUAGAAUAUGCACAUUGAAAGAUACAGGAACAUCAAACUGUGUGAACAUGUGCUGUGGACGUGGUUACAGAAAUGUUACUAAACGGGAAACUAUUCAGUGUAAUUGUCGGAUGGCUAAUGGAUUCAAAGUUCAGUGUGAUGAAUGUAAUGUUGAAACUGUAACUCAAAGGUGUUUGUGA
This is a messenger RNA of Trichobilharzia regenti, 1833 nucleotides long. The record is from the annotation of a GenBank genome assembly. NCBI's taxonomy places the organism in Eukaryota, Metazoa, Platyhelminthes, Trematoda, Strigeidida, Schistosomatidae.